Molecule: messenger RNA, 630 nt
Organism: Moesziomyces antarcticus
Lineage: Eukaryota; Fungi; Basidiomycota; Ustilaginomycetes; Ustilaginales; Ustilaginaceae
Exons: 3
Source: RefSeq, a predicted model, not a curated record
ACCAACCUCAUGGCCUCGUAUAGCAGAGGCGGGAGAAAGGGGCCGUUUGCCGGCUACCACGUCCUGAUCAAACCUGGCGGCCGAAGCUUCUUUGCAGCGGGCCGGUGGCAGCCGGAAAAGGAAGAUCUCGCUUCCAUUCGCCAGCAUAUCCUCGAGAAUACCGAUCAAGCACAAGCUCUGCGCCAAGCAGUGGAAGAACCCAGCUUCGUCAAGUGGUUUGGUCCGCCUAAACUCAACGCUGACUCUCAAACCAAAGCCAAAGCCAAAGCCAAAGCCACAGCCAAAGCCAAGCCCGACCAACAACGAUGCAAUCUCUGGGGAGGCGAUGACGAGCUCAAAGUGGCACCCAAGAUCGCGGGUGUGGACAAGACACAUCGCGACAUCCACUGGCUCAAGCUGCGCAGCUUCUGCGUGAUUCACACUUUCACCGACGAGGAAGUUCUCAGCAAGCAGUUUCGAAAACGCCUCGUCGAGGCCGCCAAAGUGUCCGAACCACUGGUCACCAUACUCAACUCGAUAACCUCGCCGGAUCCACCGUCCCCACCAGCUUCCGACGGAGAGCAAGCUUCGCAAGACGAGGAAAACGCCGAAGAAAGCGCCGCAGAAAGCGUCGAAGAAGACGACGACUAG